AUGUUAAGAAAGGCUAUUUUGUUAGGAGCAUUUACUACUGGAUGCACAUUGUUUCUACCUCCGCAAUAAAAAAAAGAUAUAUAAGGAUUUACAGCAGGCUUUAUAAACUCCUUUUCUGCCAUUAAAACAUGUAUUCGAUAUUACAUUUUUAUUUAGUAAUCGAAUCACUUUAUGAUUAUCAAAUAGAGUUAACCAAAUAUGAAUAUAAUACUGAAGAAUAUCAUUAAUAAAGAUCUAUUGUAUAGAUUUAUUAAUUUAUUCAUAGAUUCAUUAAAGAGUAGCUGAUAGGAUUUUAAGAUUAAGCAUUUAAAAUAAAGGUGUUUACUUAAAAGCAGGUUAAUAUAUUGGUAAUCUUGAAAGAGUUAUGCCAAGGUAUAAUUAUAAAAUAUUAAUUUAGAGAAUUUACAUAAACAUUAAAAGUCUUAUAAGAUUAAGGACCAUAAGUAUCAUUUGAAGAUGUUUAGAUUGUUUUAGAAUAUGAACUAAAAAAACCUCUAUCUGAACUCUUUACAUCAUUUUCUCAUAAAGCUAUUGCAGCUGCUUCACUUGCUUAAGUUCAUUAAGCGAUUUAUAAAGGUUAAGAAGUUGCUGUCAAAGUACAAUUCCCAUAAUUAAGAGUUUAAUAUAGGUAUUAUUUUAAUCAUUAUAUUAGAUAUGAUUUAAUGAUUAUUCAUAACAUUGCUAAACUUUGUGAUUUUAUUGUCUCUAAUACAAGCUCAAGUCAAUUAAACUUUUCUGAUUUAUUUACAACUUUUAGAAAUGCAUUAGAAAAAGAAUUAGAUUUUACAUUAGAAGUUUAAAAUGCUGAAAUUACUAGAUCUAAUUUUAAAAAUUGUUCUAAUAUUUAUAUUCCCUAAUUUUAUGAAUAUUCUUAAAGAGUAAUUAUAAUGGAAUUCAUUGAUGGUGUUAAAAUUAAUGAUGUAAAUAAACUAAAAAAUCCAAGAGAAUGUGCUAAUAUUUUAAUUGAUAUGUUUGGAUAAAUGAUCUUUAAACAUGGACAUGUUCAUUGUGAUGCACAUCCAGGAAAUAUUCUUAUUAGAGAACACCAUGGAAAAUAAUAAUUAGUAUUAUUAGAUCAUGGAUUUUAUACAGAUAUUGAUAAAGAUAUGUUACAAAAUUUUAGAUGUUUGUGGAAUAAUAUUGCUAAGUCUAAUUAUAAAUAAGUACAAAAAUAUGCAAUUAAAUUGGGAAUCAAAAAUGAACAUAUUGAAUUUCUACCUCUUAUCUUCUUCUAUAGAACUAUAUCAUCAAAGAAGAAAUUAGGUGAUGCUUUCAGUAUUGAAGAAAGAUAAUAUUUAAGAAAUAAAGAUUUAGUCACUCUUGAAAAUAUUAAUGCCUUAUUAAGAUCAAUGCCUCCUGAAAUCAUGUUCAUUAUUAGAGCAGCUAAUUUAGUAGGAAUUCAUAAUGCUUUACUUGGAGGUAUCUUAUAUCUAUUAUUUAGGUACUACUAGAGAUAGACUAUUGAAGUUUACUAAAUAUUCGGUUUAAUAUUCAGAAUCCAGCUUCUGGAAAUAAAAAAUUUAAUGGUUUAAAUUAAAAAUAGCAUUAUUUUUAUUUGAAUUUUUUGGCUUUGCUCCAAAAUGA
Molecule: messenger RNA, 1584 nt
Organism: Paramecium sonneborni
Lineage: Eukaryota; Ciliophora; Oligohymenophorea; Peniculida; Parameciidae
Source: the annotation of a GenBank genome assembly